Molecule: messenger RNA, 2733 nt
Organism: Acipenser ruthenus (sterlet)
Lineage: Eukaryota; Metazoa; Chordata; Actinopteri; Acipenseriformes; Acipenseridae
Product: frizzled-8-like
Exons: 1
Coding region: 422-2176 (584 amino acids)
Biological process (GO): canonical Wnt signaling pathway; non-canonical Wnt signaling pathway
Cellular component (GO): plasma membrane
Molecular function (GO): Wnt-protein binding; Wnt receptor activity
Source: RefSeq, a predicted model, not a curated record
CUAGCAUUGAGCUGAACUGUAAAUCCUGGAGCUGUAUAAUAAAUGAAUCGGCUAACAACUUGAAACUUCAUCCUUCAUUUUCAGAACGGAUUACCUAAAUAUACUGAGUGCAACGGAUCCCCAGUUGUACUGAACUGACAAUUUGAAAAAGGAAAAGUAACCAGUGUUCUACUCUACUUAAUUUCCUCAGCCAUUUUGACUGCACGCCUGGAGGCUAUUUUUUCCUGUUGCUCCUUUACAAGUAUACACGGCUUGCAAAUUGGUUGCAACUUUGUGCCAGAGCAGUAAAGCGAGAUGAGUCGCCUCUUUAAGAUCUGAUUGGACUGGGUUCGUUCUGAGGGCAGGAAGAAGUUGGCUGGGCUGCUUCUUCGUUGUUUCAACAACUGAAGAAUACAUUUAAAAAAACACCGAACUGUAAAGGAUGGAGUGCUACCUGUUGGAGAUUUACCUGCUUCUAGCGCUUGCUCUUCUGCAGCGAUCGAGCUGCGCUACAGCGAAGGAACUGACCUGCCAGGAGGUAUCCGUGCCUUUGUGUAAAGGAAUCGGCUACAACUAUACCUACAUGCCUAACCAGUUUAACCACGACACACAGGAUGAAGCUGGCUUGGAGGUACACCAGUUCUGGCCUCUGGUUGAGAUCCAGUGUUCCCCGGACCUGAAGUUCUUCCUCUGCAGCAUGUACACGCCGAUCUGCCUGGAGGACUAUAAGAAACCACUGCCGCCUUGCAGGAGCGUCUGCGAGAGAGCUAGAGCUGGGUGCGCACCUUUAAUGCGGCAGUAUGGCUUUGCUUGGCCAGAUCGAAUGAGAUGUGACCGGUUGCCGGUGCAAGGCAACCCAGAUACACUGUGCAUGGACUACAAUAGGACUGAUUUAACUACUGCUUCGCCGUUCUUUCCCAAGCCGACUAUUCACCCUGGCAAGCCAUCAAGCCCGCACAAAAACAAAAAUGGGAUCCGACCUCCAGUACCGGGCAGCAAACACCGACCCCCGGUUACCCCCUGUGAGCCAGGGUGCCAAUGCCGUGCGCCUAUGGUAAAGAUCACCAGCGAGCGGCACCCCCUAUACAACAGGGUCAACACGGGUCAGAUGCCGAACUGCGCAAUACCAUGCCACAACCCUUACUUCACCCACGACGAGAGAACUUUCACCGCUUUCUGGAUUGGACUUUGGUCAGUGCUUUGUUUUGUUUCCACUUUUGCCACAGUCGCCACUUUCUUGAUUGACAUGGAAAGGUUCAAAUACCCGGAGAGGCCGAUCAUCUUCCUGUCAGCUUGCUACAUGUUUGUUUCUGUGGGCUACAUCGUGAGGCUGAUCGCCGGGCACGAGAAAGUAGCCUGCAACAGGGAGUACGAGGUGGAGCACAUUCACUACGAGACCACGGGUCCCGCUCUGUGCACUGUUGUGUUUCUCUUGGUUUACUUCUUUGGCAUGGCCAGCUCCAUCUGGUGGGUCAUACUGUCCCUGACUUGGUUCUUGGCUGCUGGAAUGAAAUGGGGCAACGAGGCCAUAGCAAGUUAUUCUCAGUAUUUCCACCUGGCAGCUUGGCUGAUCCCGAGCAUCAAAUCUAUUGCUGUACUGGCACUCAGUUCUGUGGACGGUGACCCGGUGGCUGGGAUCUGCUACGUUGGCAACCAAAACUUAGACAAUCUCCGAGGCUUCGUGUUGGCGCCUUUGGUUAUAUACUUAUUUAUUGGGACAAUGUUCCUCUUGGCGGGGUUCGUGUCUUUAUUCAGGAUCAGAAGCGUGAUCAAGCAAGGGGGCACAAAAACGGACAAGUUAGAAAAGCUGAUGAUCAGGAUUGGGAUUUUUACAGUACUUUACACGGUGCCUGCAACAAUUGUAGUCGCAUGCUAUUUUUACGAACAGCACAACAGACAGAGUUGGGAAAUUACCCACAACUGUUCCUGCUUGGUAGAGAAGGACACAAAAAAGCCAGAAUACGCUGUAUUUAUGUUAAAAUACUUUAUGUGCCUUUUGGUGGGCAUCACCUCAGGAGUGUGGAUCUGGUCGGGGAAAACUCUGGAGUCCUGGCGAGCUUUCACUACGCGGUGCUGUUGGGGAAGUAAAGGCACGAGCGGUUCCCUGUACAGUGAUGCUAGCACGGGACUAACGUGGAGAUCGGGUACUGCGAGUUCAGUGUCUUACCCCAAACAAAUGCCACUAUCCCAGGUUUGAGAAGACCUACGGACACUCAGUUGCCUAGAGAUUCUCUCCUAGUUUAUUCCAGUUAGCACAAGAAUGAACUCCUGAUAGCUUUUAUUAGCCAGAAGUAGAUGCGCCAGGUGGAACAAUGCACCUGGCAUAAUUACUGCUAAAUCUCCUAUUUAUAUGCACAGGACCUCCAGUGGGUAACCAUUUGGGAGGAAAGGGCAGUGCAUUGUCUGUGCCCUGAAGGCAAGGCUGUCUUAAAUAUAAAUGUCCCUAGCAGGAUACAAUUUAACGUUUAUUGUUUAAGCUAAACAUUUUACCAGGAAGGCGUAAUUGACUGCAAUCGUGUGUCAAAGCUGGUUUAAAAUAAGCCUUAAAGUCUUAGUACCCAGGUAUUAUACGUGUUUUCUCGCCAAAAAAAGUGUUUAUAUAAUUAUUUGUAUUGUGUACAAACUUGUAAAUUGUGUAUAUAUCCAAAGUUAUAAAAAAUAUUGUAAAUUCUGUAUAAAAUGUAGCUCUCACCAUGUGAUAGCAAAAUAUUUGACUUCUAUUUUGACAAUAAAAAAAACUUUUUGAUAAAAUAA